CCAUGUAGCCCAGGUUGGCCCGAAUCUCAGCGCUCUACCUGCCUCCGCCUCCUGAGGGCCGGGACUACAGGCGUGCAUCGCGUGUUUCUAUUCUGUGUAUGAGUGCAUACCUGCACGUAUGUGAGCGCAUCGUGUCCUGCAGCGCCCGCGGAGGUCAGACGAGCGCGGCGGACCCCCUGGAACUGGAGUUACGGACGGUUGUUAGCCGCCAGUGGUGCUGGGAAUCGAACCCGGGUCCUCUGCAGGAGCAACCGGCGCUCUAACCGCCGAGCCCUGUCUCCAGCGCUAACAGUGACUGUCUAAGUGUUGGCUAUCAGAUCAGAGGUGGGAGACUUUCCGUCUCACAUAGUCGGCGGGCAGCAGCUCCUGCAAGGGCUUCAGGAUGCCUGCGGCGCUGGUGGAGAACAGCCAGGUCAUCUGUGAAGUGUGGGCCAGCAAUCUUGAGGAGGAGAUGCGGAAGAUCCGGGAAAUCGUCCUCCGCUACAGCUACAUUGCUAUGGACACAGAGUUUCCGGGUGUUGUGGUGCGACCGAUCGGUGAGUUCCGGAGCUCCAUAGAUUACCAGUAUCAGCUCCUGCGGUGCAAUGUUGACCUUUUGAAGAUUAUCCAGCUGGGCCUCACAUUCACAAAUGAGAAAGGAGAAUAUCCUUCUGGAAUCAACACGUGGCAGUUCAACUUCAAGUUCAACCUCACAGAGGACAUGUACUCUCAGGACUCCAUCGACCUGCUUGCGAACUCUGGGCUGCAGUUUGAGAAGCACGAGGAGGAAGGUAUCGACACCUUGCACUUCGCAGAGCUGCUGAUGACGUCAGGAGUGGUUCUCUGUGACAAUGUCAAGUGGCUCUCAUUUCACAGUGGCUAUGACUUUGGCUACAUGGUGAAGUUGCUCACAGACUCCCGGUUGCCAGAGGAAGAACAUGAGUUUUUUCAUAUCCUGAAUCUCUUCUUUCCUUCCAUUUAUGAUGUAAAGUACCUGAUGAAGAGCUGCAAAAACCUCAAGGGAGGCCUUCAGGAGGUAGCUGAUCAGCUGGAUUUGCAGAGAAUUGGAAGGCAGCACCAGGCAGGCUCAGACUCCCUCCUGACGGGGAUGGCCUUCUUCAGGAUGAAAGAGCUGUUCUUUGAAGACAGUAUUGAUGAUGCCAAGUACUGUGGGCGCCUCUAUGGUCUGGGCACGGGCGUGGUCCAGAAGCAGACCGAGGAUGUGGACUCUGCCCAGGAGAAGAUGAGCAUCCUGGCCAUGAUCAACAACAUACAGCAGUGAAGGGAAGGGCUGCGUGCCCAGCACCAAGGUGCCCAGUGCUGCCAGAGCCUGCCGCCCAAGCCAGCAGAUCUGCAUCUGCCCCAAGCAGAGACUUCAGGUUUUGUUUAAAGAUGUCUUUAUUUUAGAUCCAGAAGUGGGGUUUGCUGUGAAUUUGUAAACAGGUCUUGUCUGAAUGCCCACAGCCCUCUGCUGCUUCCCACCACCAGCACCCAUGGCUCCACGGACACUUUUAAAUCGCUAAGAUGUCUGAAACAAACAGUAAAGUGUAUGUAACUCUUACCGUGUCAUUCCUGUUCUUUUGGCUUUGUGCCUGCUCCGAUGAAGAUGCCUGGUGAUUCUCAGCUGAGCUGAGGCUCCCAGGGACAUGGUGUACUGCUCUUGGGAUGCAGAGUGUGCGGGCCAGGCGCCUCUCAGGCACAGUGUUCACACACACACAACUGGUAGUAAGGCCCCUGUGCUGAAACCUGGACAGUGCUGCAGACUGCCUUUCCUAUGUGUGACCACUGAGAUGUCUAGAUUAAAGUCCGUUCUGUGGUGCCACUGAGGCAUGUGUGUCUGUGUCGUCGUCAUCCCCCCCCCCCCAUUUCCAGAAGACUGUCCUGGAUGAGGUCCUGAAGGAAGCUGGGUCGGGCUGUGGCUCUCAGCUGCUGGCAGCAGUGGGGUCUCAGGCAGGCUGUGUCUGCUCCCUGCUACCUCUGUGGCUUUGUUUUUAGCAAACCCAAGCUGGAGGGUGGGUGAGGGUUAGCGCCAGGACCUGAAUGUCAGGAUGUUACCAUGGCCGCUGUGACAGGAUAGGAGGGAAGCCUGGGUCUCUAGGAAUCAGCCUGCAACUGUGGUAGAAAAAGCCUAUGACUUUGUUCUUAAAAUCGGUCAUUUAGAGAGCAGUGUGCUUUCUAAGGAACCACAGAAUGGCCAGUUUUGAAAAGGCAGAAACUCCCUAGAAGGGUAGAGACAAAAGUACUGGCUCAUGAGGCGAAUGAUCCCGCAUUUGAAACGCUGUGGAAAACUCAGUUUGAACAGAUUACCAAAUGUCAAGUAUUAAACCUAUUUAAGAUGCUUGUAAAUAUUAAAUGUUUUAAAUUUUGUAAAAUAAAGUUUCUUUUUAACCACUGG
Molecule: messenger RNA, 2374 nt
Organism: Nannospalax galili (Upper Galilee mountains blind mole rat)
Lineage: Eukaryota; Metazoa; Chordata; Mammalia; Rodentia; Spalacidae
Gene: Cnot8
Product: CCR4-NOT transcription complex subunit 8
Exons: 7
Coding region: 383-1261 (292 amino acids)
Cellular component (GO): P-body; CCR4-NOT core complex; CCR4-NOT complex
Molecular function (GO): poly(A)-specific ribonuclease activity; nucleic acid binding
Source: RefSeq, a predicted model, not a curated record